Molecule: messenger RNA, 1395 nt
Organism: Nymphalis io (European peacock)
Lineage: Eukaryota; Metazoa; Arthropoda; Insecta; Lepidoptera; Nymphalidae
Product: pentatricopeptide repeat-containing protein 2, mitochondrial-like
Exons: 9
Coding region: 118-1251 (377 amino acids)
Biological process (GO): mitochondrion organization; multicellular organism development; regulation of mRNA processing
Cellular component (GO): mitochondrion
Molecular function (GO): RNA binding
Source: RefSeq, a predicted model, not a curated record
UCUUAUUCCUAUAAUUUUUGUAUCAUCUGUAAAAUUUUUAACUUUUCAAAACCUAACCUAAGAUAUUCUAUUCGGUAUAUAUAUAUUUUUGUAUUAAAAAUCUGAAUUAUUAAAGAAAUGUCUUUGUUUUAUAAUUCUUUAGCUAGAAUAUCAUCAAAUUAUGGCAUUCGCUUACUGUUUACAUCAAGAGGGUUUCAUACUACUCAAGUGCACCAAUUGUACGCUUUGUCAUCGCUGGGGAUAGAUGGAUAUCUGCAGACCAGGAAAAAGAUUAAUGAGCAAUUUUUAAAUUAUUCUGAUAAGUUUAGGAUAAAAAUGCAAGAGUUUGUAUCAGAUUCUAAAAAUAUGAUAUUCACUGAAGAUUUGAAAAAUAUGGUACAUAUUGCAGAACCAGCUGAUUUGGACUUAGUCGUAACAAUGGUUAAAAAGUUCAAUACACAAAAGACGGAGUUUAGAUUUGGUUCAUUUGUUUUCGGUCCUAUUGUUAUGAGAAUGUUCCAUUUUCUUGAUGCACCUGAUGAAGCUAUUAAGUGUUUUGAAGAUCCUGACAAUGAUGGAUUUUUUGAUCAACUGGUAUCAUAUCAGAUAUUACUUGACUUACUCUAUAAUCAUCAAAUGUAUGAUAUGAUGUAUCAUGUGUUUGAAAGGGUACAAGAAAAACAAUUAAAUAUGUCCAAGUUCCCUAAAUAUCCAGUUGUUUUAAUAAUGGCAGCUUGCUACAAACAGAACACACCACAGAGUUUUGAGUAUGCAAAGAAAUUGUGGACGGACAUGACCGCUGUAGGCUCUAUUCCAUUAAGAAGAACUGCUACUCUUAUGGCUGCAUUGGCUUUAAAUCAAGGGGCUCCUCAUAUAGCACUGGAGUCGGUAGCAUUACAGAAACAACAUUAUAUAACCAUUAGGAAUGUUCGAGUUUUGGCAUUGGCUCAAUUAGGACGAGUAGAUGAAGCUUUACCAAUAUUAAGGGGAGUUUUGGAUGUUGACCGUCCAGAUAAGAAAGAAAAGCAUACCUUCUUUGAAGAAACAAUUUCUAAAAUACGAGAAGCCGUUGAAUUAUCAGAUAACAAGGAUGUUCAAAGUGAAUAUGAAACUAUUGAAAAAGCCCUUAAAGAUCGUCAAUUAAUUGAUAAUCAGACAUUAGACCAGCUUAUUACAUCCGAUAUAAAUGUAAAAACGGACAAGCCUAAUUUGCCUCGAGGAAUGCCAAAAAUGCCAUAUAGGAUGCGUCAGAAGAAUAAAAAUAUAUCAUAAUUAUAAAUAAUUCCUUACAAAUGUUAACUUGUACAUAAUUGUGAAUGAGUGAAUGAUUAUUGUGAAUGGUAUUGUUUGUGAGAUUUAUUAUGUACUGUAAUGUUUAGUUUAUUGUGUAAUUUAGAUGGUAAAUAAAAGAAAGAU